This is a messenger RNA of Coffea arabica (coffee), 606 nucleotides long. The record is from RefSeq and is a predicted model, not a curated record. NCBI's taxonomy places the organism in Eukaryota, Viridiplantae, Streptophyta, Magnoliopsida, Gentianales, Rubiaceae.
AUGAAGAAACUACAUAAGAGGUAUCAAAAAGGCUGCGCAUGGACAUCUAGGCUUACUCCACAUGUUAUUGGUAAGUUGAAGGAUAUUACAUCUGGAUCAAGAAAGUGUUCAUUGACAAUGGCAAGUGAGAACACAUUUGAAGUAACAGAUGUGGAUAAGUCCUAUAUAGUCAAGCUGCAUAAGAGGACAUGUGAAUGCGGGGCUUUCCAGUUGACUGGCAUUCCUUGCAAACAUGCUGCACUAGGAGCUAUUUAUAAAAAGGAGAAACUGGAAAGUUAUUGUGAUGCAGCUUUUUCAAGAGAUCAAUAUUCGAAAACAUAUGCAUUCAUGAUCAACCCAAUUCCACAUAUGAAUAGGUGGCCUCAUAUGGAAGAUGUGACACCAGCAAUAGUUUUGCCACCACCACUUAUAAGAAGAGCUAGCAGACUAAGAAGAAAUAGAAGAAGAGCACCUGAUAAAGGAGCUCUUGCAUCUCAACACAAGAAACCAAUCAGUUUUAGGUGCUCUAAGUGUGGUGCAUUUGGACAUAAUAGGAGAACUUGUCAAGGAACUCCUGUUGCUGAAAAAAGAGGCAGCAGUACCUCUGCAAAUCAGGUAGUAAGUUGA